Molecule: messenger RNA, 858 nt
Organism: Colletotrichum truncatum
Lineage: Eukaryota; Fungi; Ascomycota; Sordariomycetes; Glomerellales; Glomerellaceae
Molecular function (GO): oxidoreductase activity
Source: RefSeq, a predicted model, not a curated record
AUGGCCUCAACUAAAGCUUUUACAUUAUCCCUGCCGGUAGAAUCUCGCAACAUUAAAUCGAGCAUCAACUAUUACAAAGACCCCAGGGACGGCAGUGAGCAUGCUCCAAGCAUUGCAGGCAAGAGAAGUACAUUCAACCAACCUUCUGUGGAUCUGGAGACAAUCAUCACCGACAUCUCGGGAAAUGAGGACAAAUAUACACUAGACAGUCACGGCUUCCAACUCUGUCAUCAUGUCAGCAAGGAAAAGGAAUUCACCGAUGAUCAACGCAUCAAAGAACUGUACUAUCCUGAAGUGGAAAGGUUGCUAUACGAGGUGACUGGAGCAAGUCGUCUGUUUGUUUUCGAUCAUACGAUUCGCCGACCGAAUCCAACUGCAGCUCAUUCUGACGAGGAAAGGAGACCAGUCAAAAGAGCUCAUAUUGAUCAGUCUGAAUGGGCUGCAAUGAAUCAAGUAACUCGCCACCUGGGGUCUGAUGCACAGCAGCUUUUACAGUCUCGUUUUCAGGUUAUAAAUGUUUGGCGACCCAUCAAGACGAUCUACAAAGAUCCUCUUGCCGUCUGCGACUCUCACUCAGUUCCAGAUGAGGACAUUCUGCCUAUUAAGUUAAUCUAUCCUGAUUGGGUAGGGGAACCAUGUACUAUUCUCCCCAACAAAAACCAUCGAUGGUAUUUUAAAAAUCAACAGACGCCAGAAGAAGUCAUGUUAAUCAAAUGUUACGAUUGGAAGAUGGACGGUCGCGCUCGAAGAGUUCCGCAUGCUGCGUUUACUGAUCCGGACAUGGUGGAUCGAGAGCCGAGGCAAAGUAUUGAAGUGAGAGUACUUGUCUUCCAUGAAGAUGAUGCUACCAGGACUUGA